Molecule: messenger RNA, 1903 nt
Organism: Nyctereutes procyonoides (raccoon dog)
Lineage: Eukaryota; Metazoa; Chordata; Mammalia; Carnivora; Canidae
Product: signal-regulatory protein beta-1-like
Exons: 6
Coding region: 50-1261 (403 amino acids)
Biological process (GO): positive regulation of T cell activation; positive regulation of phagocytosis
Cellular component (GO): plasma membrane
Source: RefSeq, a predicted model, not a curated record
UCUCCCCAGAACACACAUUUGUACGGAGCAGGGUCCUCUGGCCUCCACAAUGUCAACUUCUGCCUCCGGACCUAGCCUUCCUGCUUACCUGCUGCUGGCUCUGCUGUUGGGACUCACAGGUGUGGCAGGUGAGGCAGAGCUGCAGGUGAUCCAACCUGAGAAGUCAGUGUCUGUCACAGCUGGAGAGACCGCCACUCUGCACUGCACCCUGACCUCCCUGAUCCCCGUUGGGAAGGUUGAGUGGUUCAGGGGGACAGGGCCAGGCCGGGAGUUGAUCUUCCAUUUCAAAGGAGGCCACUUCCCCCGAGUAACAAAUGUUUCAGACUCUGCAAAGAGGAACAACGUGGACUUUUCCAUCCGCAUCAGUAAUAUCACCCCAGCAGACGCAGGAACCUACUAUUGUGUGAAGUUCCAGAAAGGAAACCCCGAUGUGGAGUUGAAGUCUGGACCAGGCACCCUGGUCACCGUGAGUGCCAAACCCUCUCCCCCCAUGGUGUCCGGCCCCACGGCCAGGGCCACACCUCAGCAGACAGUGAGCUUCACCUGCAAGUCGCAUGGCUUCUCCCCCAGAAGCAUCACCCUGAGAUGGUUCAAAAACGGGAAUGAACUGACAGCCUCUCAGACCACUGUGUACCCAGAGGAAGACAACGCUUCCUACAGCAUCUCUAGCACAACCAAGCUGGUGCUGGCCUCGGGGGACGUUCGCUCCCAGGUCAUCUGUGAGGUGGCCCACGUGACCCUGAAGGGGGGCCCUCCUCUUCGUGGGACUGCCAACUUGUCUGAGACCCUUCGAGUUCCGCCCAUCUUGGAGGUUUCCCAGCACCCCAUGGCAGGGGACCAGGUGAAUGUCACUUGCCAAGUGAAGAAGUUCUACCCUCAGCGCCUACAGCUGACCUGGUUGGAGAAUGGAAAAGUGUCCCGAACAGAAACUCCCUCAGUGGCCUCCAACCUCCUAGAGAACAAGGAUGGGACCUUUAACUGGACGAGCUGGCUCCUGGUGAAUUCAUCCACCCACAGGGAAGAUGUGGUGUUCACCUGCCAGGUGCAGCAUGACGGGCAGCCUGCAGUCACCAAAAACCAUACCCUUGUGGCCUCUGCCUCCCAAAAGGACCAGGAAAUACAUAAAACCCAAGACCCAGAGCUGUCUGCUCUACUGCUGACAGCCCUCCUCCUGAGCCCAAAGCUGCUGCUGCUCAUCACUGUCUCUGCCAUCUAUGCUCACAGGAAGCAAGGACCUAACUGUGCCCCAGAAGGAAAAUAGCACCAAGGACAUAGCAGACACGUGGGGAACAUUUCUGGAAUGAUGAGCAGAUAAUUAAACGUGGACAUGGAUCCCACACCUCCUUCCUCCUCCCCUGCCACACGCCACCAUCAGUGUCUGCUGCCUCCUUCCUUCCCUGAGAGGCCCAGCCUAAGAGAAGGAACAACUAGACGCUUCCACAAUUCUGCUCCAUAUGCAUUGUUUCCCCCAGAGGCCAGCCUACCCACAGAUCUUGCGGCUCCUUCUCACAGUCCUUCUGCCCUCAGCACUGGGUCUUCAUCCCUGGGCCUGAGCAGGAUCCAUGGGAACUUGCUCUGGGGACUUAUGUAAGGACAUAUGUCUGGAAUAUGAGGAACAGUUCACAUCUACACAGAUCAGGCAUCUCAACCAUCUCCUGGGGACUGUGGCCAUGAACUACACAGUCAUGUCCAUACUCUCAGGAGUUAUUCCUGCCAAGCCCCAGAUUUCCCAGCCUUGGUGAGGUUCCCCAUUGCAUCUUGAAUAGAAAUGAAUUCCGGGAUCCCUGAGUGGCGCAGCGGUUUGGCGCCUGCCUUUGGCCCAGGGCGCGAUCCUGGAGACCCGGGAUCGAAUCCCACGUCGGGCUCCCAGUGCAUGGAGCCUGCUUCUCCCUCUGCCUGUGUC